Molecule: messenger RNA, 1665 nt
Organism: Cercospora beticola
Lineage: Eukaryota; Fungi; Ascomycota; Dothideomycetes; Mycosphaerellales; Mycosphaerellaceae
Source: RefSeq, a predicted model, not a curated record
AUGGACGCCUCCGGCAGCAAGAGACAAGCUAAAUUCGCCUUCGUGACUGUUCAGCCGCGAGAUGCUGGCAAUGAAGGCGGACGCAGCAGGGCCGCGAGAUCCCACGCCGCAAGUGUAGGCUACCGCAAAUCGCAACAGGCCGCCAAAAGCAAGAUGAGACAUCGUGUAUCUUCACGCAGUGAUUUCCGUGCCGCAGAGAGCUUCUCCAGCGGCCCGGGCAACAGAUCGGCUUCUUCACAGCACCAGCACCAUCGAUCUGAUAGUGUCAGCAGCGUUGUCGAUGAGACCCAGUGUUCGCCCGAUGGAGAGGAACAUGUCUCGAGCGCGGUGGCCUUGCCGUUGGCGAAAUCGCUUUCCCCUGCUUACGGUGCUGGCGGUCUGUCGACAUUUGACUCGGUCAGCGAUACCUUGUCAGCAGGCACAGGCUCUCUCAUGGCCUCUGUGGUCUGGCCUGUGGUGGCCGGAGAUGCCAUCAGUCGACAGUGGUUCGAGGACUUCUGCACAUCACCUAUCGUGUUCCAUGCGCACUGCACCGCUGGGGACACCUACUUGGCCUAUCUCGAGAACGACUUGACCCACAUUAACAAUAAUCGCACGCUCGUACAUAAAUCCAAAGCCAUCAACCUCAUCCGACAAGGUAUUGAGCGAAUCGCGACAAUGAUUCGGCACGAACAGGAAAAGUUGAUCUUUGGGAUGCUCAUUCUUUCCAAUCACGAAGUUGAGCCUCGACAUCUGGAAGAACGGGCUCUCCCAUUUCGACCACAUUUGCCCUCUGCAAACUGGUUCAGGUGCUGGGGACGCACAGAUGCCAUUGAAGCACACGAGCGAACUGCGUUUUUCCUCAUCAAUCAACUUGGAGGUCUGAAAGCCUUGCAGAUGCCUGGACUGGCACCAAUGGCCGCUCUAGUAGACAUUUUCCGGCGAAGCUCAGCUGUGCACGACAUCCGUCCUGACUUUGACUGUUACUGGGAUCUUCAUGUGUCAGACCUCUUGCCGGACUACUACGAGUCAAUCAUUUCCAGUCCGCCCUCCGAAAGCUCGUUUACGUGCACUGCAGGUGCUGGAUUUUCUCGCCUUGCCAAUGUGCUCCCUGCGAAAGCCAUCACACUCUUCUCAGAUCUCCCUUGUUUGGACAUGUUCAUGUCACAGUGCCUGCGACGCUGCUCGACCAAUUCCAAAGAGCAGCGCUUUCUGGAUGUCCGUAAUGCGAUCAUCCAUCGAUUGCUGUCUUUGCCAUCAUGGGAUGACCUUCCGGCUUAUGAGCAAGACCGCACCAAUCGACUCCUAUACAAGAUCUGUUGCACGACCUGCUUAAUUUAUUCCAACGGUGCAAUGCUUCCGAUGCCGUCACACAAUGGCUGGAAUGCUCGUCUCACAGCUCAGAUCCGUAAGCUGCUAGAAAAGACAGAUAUGAGUUAUUGGCACAGCAGUGUGCAAAGCUUGUUGCUCUGGACAAUAUUGAUCUCGGGCAUGGCUGCCUACGAAACAGAGAAUCGGCUGUUCUUUGAGCACGCACUUGAGAGUUAUCUCUCCCAUCGGCCGUUGACGUAUGAACAGGCCAUUCUGGAGGUCAAGAACUUUAUCUGGUCGGAUAGCGUGUGUGAAAUUGGCUCACGGGAGCUAUGGAAGGCAAGCUUGCAGCAUUACGAUAGCCCUGUCGUCUAG